AUGUUAAUCAGUUCAGAUCCUGCAGGAUUGGAAUGCUUGGAGAGCAUGGCUUUUAAUGGCAUUGCCACAAACCUAGUCGUGUAUCUCCGUUCAGUCCUCCAUGGUGGUAUUGCUUCCAGUGCAUCAACAGUAUCUCUUUGGUACGGGACAAGCUUCUUUGUGCCAAUGCUUGGAGCCGCUAUAGCAGAUACUUGCUUGGGAAAUUAUAAGACCAUCUUGAUCUCCCUUAUCAUGUACCUAAUUGGAAUGGUACUAAUUACAGUUGCAACAUUUCUGCCUUCUGCUUCAAUCUUAUGCGACGUCAACUCAUGCUUGUCAUCAAAUGGAACUCAAACCGUGAUUUUCUUUGCUGGUUUGUAUCUCACUGCUGUUGGAUGUGGAGGAGUAAGAUCUGCAUUGCUUCCAUUUGGUGCAAACCAGUUCAACAAUGAGAACGGUCUAGUAGACAUAAAAAAGAGAAGAAAUUUCUUCAGUUCGUUCUAUAUAUGUGUCAUCUUUGGUGUGAUUACUUCUGGGACAAUUAUAGUUUGGGUUCAGGAAAAUGUGAGCUGGGCUAUAGGAUAUGGAGUUGCCACUACAUGCAUAGGUCUUGCUUUGUUAGGAUUUGUGGUCGGAACACCAAUAUUCCAACAUGAUGAGCCUUGUGGUUCUCCAGUGAAGAGUAUUUUCCAGGUUAUUGUUGCCUCUUUUAGGAACAUGAGCUUGGAAGUACCUGCUGAUAGCUCUCUUCUGUAUGAGGUCAGGAGCAACCACAUGCAAAGGACAAUACUUGCUCACUCUGAUGACUUUAGGUUCUUAGAUAAGGCAGCAGUUAUUUCUGAUCCAAGCUUGGUGUAUGGAGGCUGUCGAAGCUCAUGGAGUUUGUGUACGGUUACUGAAGUUGAGGAACUGAAAAUACUUAUCCGCUUACUCCCAAUAUGGGUGACUGGAAUAUUCUUUGGUGCUGCAAUCUCUCAAAUGCACACCACUUUCAUUCAGCAGGGAACUGUGAUGAACACCAGGAUUGGUUCCCUGUCCAUUCCACCAGCAUCCUUGUACUCAUUUGAAGUGAUAUGUGUCACGCUCUGGGUACUUGCUGUGAACAAAGUGCUUGUGCCGGCAACCCGAACGUAUUUUGCAAAUGGAGCCGAGCUCACACAGUUACAGAGGAUUGGGAUCGGUCGUUUCCUGAUGAUCUUUGCCAUGGCAAUGGCCGCACUUCUAGAAACCAAGAGGCUGCAGAGUGUUCAGGAGGGGGAACUGCUAAGCAUUGUAUGGCAGCUUCCACAGUACUUCGUCAUUGCUGGGGCUGAGUGCUUUGCUAUCAUCACUCAGCUGGAGUUCUUCCAUGGCCAGGCGCCAGACUCCAUGAAGAGCAUAUUAACGGCAUUUGCGUUGCUCACCACUGCCCUUGGGAAUUACUUGAGCUCAGCUAUCAUCACCCUCAUUGCAGGGGUGACCAGGGUAUGGCAUAGCCCUGGAUGGAUACCAGAUGAUCUGAACAAGGGACACCUUGAUUACUACUACUGGUGUCUUACAGCCCACUCGUUGGUGAAUUUUGUUGUAUAUCUGUAUUUUGCUAGUAAAUACAAAUUGAAGAAAGUUGUUAUCUGCUAA
This is a messenger RNA of Miscanthus lutarioriparius, 1596 nucleotides long. NCBI's taxonomy places the organism in Eukaryota, Viridiplantae, Streptophyta, Magnoliopsida, Poales, Poaceae. The record is from the annotation of a GenBank genome assembly.